Messenger RNA from Xyrichtys novacula (pearly razorfish), 4671 nucleotides. NCBI's taxonomy places the organism in Eukaryota, Metazoa, Chordata, Actinopteri, Labriformes, Labridae. The record is from the annotation of a GenBank genome assembly.
GCUUUCAAUAGACAAUCUUCGCUGAGUCCGGGUACAAGGUGGGGCAGAGAGUCUCCUGGUCAACUCGUAAAAGUUGAGUGUGUAUCCGUGUAUGGCGGAUUUCUGCUCAAACUUCUGGAAAACACGUUAGCAGGUGAGUUCUGUGACUCUUUCUGUGUUGUUUAGACCACCUCGGAUUUGGCGUUUGGAUGUUUUGAAGUAGUUUUUCGUGAAGAAGACAGAAAGCGUUAUCUUUCUGUGUCUGAGGAGCUAUCAGUGUGGUGAGUGACCAUCACAGCAGCCAAUAGCAAGAGAGGAAGACGAAUUCUCACCAGCCUUUUAGCCAAUCACAGGCGGGUAUGAGCUGGAAGGCGGGAACCGGGAAGAGUUGCAGUGGUCGAAAGUCGUUGUUUCCAGCUGUCAGCUGGUUGAAACAGAGAGGAAGCUGAAGUUCGGUGUUGACAGGAGGAGUUAUAGUUCCUCUUUGGAGGAGAUUUUCACUAUUACUUGAUUUUGAGCUGAAGUUGGCUCUACCUUUAGUUAAAUUCUGGAUCUGAGCUCCUUCCCGUUUCUGCCCUCAUGUUGGUGUGUCUGCAGCCCGCAUUAGAUUCACCCUCAAAGGUCACUGACAAGUGGGUUUUUUUCCACGCACUUCACAGCAGAGUGUUUACAGUGGGUCUUUAUCAGGGGGGCUCUUCAUCUGUUAGAGCAGAGUCAGGGGGUCACACAGAAAAAGACCCUCACAGACAGAAAGACCAGGUUAUUUUAUCACUGAGGGUCUUUACUGAUUCAACUUUAUUUUUAUGAAACUUUUCAGACUAAAAAUGUGGUUCAAAGUGACUCAAAGAGGCUAAAAACAACAAUAAAACCUGAAUCUCACAAACACACAAACAAGCACACAGUGUGAGAAUUUAAGAUAUGUUGUUAAAGAGAUAUGACCUGACACUGAGGCAUUACGUGAGGAAAGAGCUACCUUUGGGAAAUACUGGAGAUUAAAAAGAGUAAAACCUGCUGGACUAAAACAAGAAAAUAAUCUUAAACGAACAGAUAAGUAAAAGCUUUGUACCAUGUAAAAGGGGUAAAAGAAGUAAAAAAGACUAAGAACAGAGAUGAUUAAUAAAAUGACAUAAAAGAAACAUGAAAAACUUUGAUGAAAAUGAACAUUUGCAAUUAGAGAAAUUUAAAAAAGGUAAUAAGUGAGAAGCCUGGUUAAAAAGGUGAGUCCUGAGCCUCUUCUUACAAACAUCAUCAGUCCCUGAGGCUCUCCGGCAGACUCAGCACUCUGUCGGGCUUCACUUCCACAUCUGAACCGUCUUUUCAGACCCUGAAUUCUGACAAAACCAGAGAAUCCACAUGUUUGUUGGUUGUUUUUGCUGAAUCAGAGGUUUACAACAUCUUCAAAUGAUUUAGUUCAGGACAAAAACAGCUGAGCUUUUAUUUUUAGGCUGAUUCAUGAAAAGUUUUUGUGGUGAAAACAAUUUUAGGAUGGUCGUUCUUUUAUUACAAAGGAUGUUUGACGUGAGCGAAACAGUGACUCAGUUCAUGUCAGGUAAAAAUGCUAUAUCUUUCUUCACGCUCCUGCUUGUCUCUGCUUGUCUCUGCUCGUCUCUGCGGGUCUCUGCUGGUCUUCAGUCGUCGGGUGGAGCUGUGAGGUGCUGGACUGACACAGACCAGAGUCAUGGCCUCAAGCAAAAACAAGAACCAGACCUCUCUGGUCCUCCAUAAGGUGAUCAUGGUGGGCAGUGGAGGAGUGGGGAAGUCUGCUCUCACUCUGCAGUUCAUGUAUGACGAGGUGAGUUUUCUACACUACAUUUCCCAUGAGCCCCUGCAGUCUCUGUGUCCUGAUGCUUCAUUAUUUCUCUGCCACAGUUUGUGGAGGACUACGAGCCCACUAAAGCCGACAGCUACAGAAAGAAGGUGGUUCUAGAUGGCGAGGACGUCCAGAUUGACAUCCUGGACACGGCGGGUCAGGAGGACUACGCCGCCAUCAGAGACAACUACUUCAGGAGCGGAGAGGGCUUCCUGCUGGUCUUCUCCAUCACAGAGCACGAGUCCUUCACUGCAACGUCAGAGUUCAGGUGAGCGGACAGACACACCUCUGCGUGGUGAGGAAAAAAACAACCAAAGAGGCACAUGACAGCGGGCGGGGCUCAGUCAGAAAAUCUCAUAAACGUCCACCUUUGACCAGUUUGUAAAAAAAUCAGAAAAUUCUCAUAAAGAGGUGAAUAAAGUCCACAAAGAAGCUGCACAGAACAUCCAGCUGUGGAGCAGGAAUCGAGCUCUCAGUCCUUUCAGUUUGUCCUGAAAAUGUAUAAAUAAUAAACUUUAUGUUGGCGUCUCUCAAUCAUCUCGAAGUCACCUUCAAAUUGUCCAAAAUGCUGCUGCCCAUCUUUUAACCAACACUAACAGACGUGAGAACAUCACUCCUGUCCUCAGCUCCCUUCAUCGUCUCCCGUCGCCUGUUUUUAAAGCUCUUAACGGCCUCGCCUCCAUCUUUUUAACUGAGCUUUUAACCGUUCAGGAGCCGGGUAGAGCUCUGAGGUCGUCAAACCAACAUCUGCUGGAGGUGCCCAGGUCAAAACACUUUUCAGUCACUGGUCCCAGGCUCUGGAAUAAACUCCCCACCGAAAUGAGACUUAUGUCCAACCUGGGCAUUUUUAAAUCCUGAUUAUUCAUGCUGGCUUUAAACACCCAGUAGUGUGGUGACUCUUUACUUUAUUGCACUGUAUUUUAUUCUUUUUUAUUGCUUUUAUUGUUUUUAUUUAUCCAUUUUUAUUUUGUAUUGUAAAGCACUUUGGUUCACCGAACGAGUUAUAAUUAUAUAAUUAAAGAACAUUCACAUUUGAUUUGCUGCAAGUUUUGACCAAAACCUUCUUUUAACCCACAGAGUCCAACAUCAGGUCCUCUGUGUUUCUCAAUGUUUUGUCCAAAUGAAAACCUGAUUUCCUGAUCAUGACUGAUCUGAUGAUCAUCAGCGUUUAAAGUAAAUGAGUGAGUGUUUCCUAUAAAUUAGUGUGUUUCCCUCUGUGUGUGUGUGUGUGUGUGUGUGUGUGUCAGGGAGCAGAUCCUCAGAGUGAAAGAGGAAGAGGGGAUCCCUCUCCUGCUGGUGGGGAACAAAUCUGACCUGGAGGAGCGGCGGCAGGUUUCUGCCGACGACGCCACAGCGAAGGCGGGCGAGUGGGGGGUCCAGUACGUGGAGACCUCAGCCAAGACGAGAGCCAACGUGGACAAGGUAACAAGAACCAUAAAACCAGAACCUAGAGUGAGUGAACCGAGCUGCAGGGGAGUCAGAGCUCCUCCUUCAGAGGAACAACGAAGUGAAAGAGGAGCUGCAGCUCAGGCUCUGACAGGAGGAACAGUCAGUGAUGUGAAAGCUAACAUCGUCAUUCUGUGUGUGAGAAUUUUUCAGGGUCAUAUCAGGCAGAAGAAGGUUGAGGGGUGACCUUCUCCUAGAGGUCAAGGUUUCUUCAACCUGCCUCUGCAACAUCUUUACAAAUAUCAUCAGAAGUCCUGUAUCAGGUUAAAGAGUCACUGCGAUAAAUCCAAAAUGACCUCUGAUAUCUGAACCCAGUUUCAUCUCAAACUGGCGUCAGGUUUUACUCCACGCACUUCACCACAAGUCUAGUUUUCACUUCUGCAUUAUUUUCCCUGAAGGAAGAGGAAUAAAGCUACAGCCUUUUCUCACCUCUCUCUCUCUCUCUCUCUCCCUCUCCCUCUCUCUCUCAGGUUUUCUUUGACCUCAUGCGUGAGGUCCGCAAGAAGAAAAUGGCAGAGAGCAAAGACAAAAACGGACCGAGCGGCAAGAAGAAGAAAAAGCGCUGCUGCAUACUUUAAGCUCCUGAGGUCACGGCCGAGGGGACAAAGUGCCAAAACCAAAAAGCAGCAGCAGCAGUCAGACGGACUGAUCCACACCGGCGGCAGCAGCAGCUCCACACCUGCCUGACUGACUGACUGACUGACUGACUGCUGCUCUGCUCCUCCACAUCGGCGCUCACACAGUCAGACUGGACAGAAACACCCACCGACACUUCAUGGUCUCUUCUUUUCCUGCGAUCCACGGAGGCAUUUAGUUUUUUAUUCACACCUGAAACAUGUAUAAAAUCCACGUUCAGAAAAAUCCACCGACUUUAUGAGUUUAUAAAUCUCUUUUUUGUGUUUGUUCUGAAAGUAUUUGGUUACUGGGGUAUUAUCUUUGUUGUACAGAUUGGGACGAGUGUACACGGCCAAAUGUAUGUGGACACCUCUCCAUUCAUGUCCAGUUUUCUGGUUUCAGUUUCUCCCGCUGAUGUUGGAGCUGCUGCAGAGAUUUCCUCCUUUUUUUCAGAGCAUCAGUGAGGUUGAGACCGUCUUCAGUUUACGGAAGUUUGGACUGGGGUGUCCGGAUAGUUUUGGCUCGUUACUGUGGCGUUCCUUUGUUUUCUUCUUCUGCCUGUAAUCUCUGAAACGCCAUCCUCACAUCAGACGUUCCAGGCUCGACUUGUUGUGCCUUAAACUGUCUCCUUCCUCGUGUUUGUCGACUCGUGGGUUCCCUCUCUUUUAUCGCGGUGUCUGAGCAUGUGCACACAUUCCUGAUUGGUGAAUUUUACACUUCCACACACACUCCUUUUGUACGAAAAGCUUUAUCCUCCUCUUCUCUUACCCACAUGUUGUAAUUUAUAAUCAAUAAAAGGGAUCCUGUUGACGUCACUCAGA